This is a messenger RNA of Paraglomus occultum, 498 nucleotides long. NCBI's taxonomy places the organism in Eukaryota, Fungi, Glomeromycota, Glomeromycetes, Paraglomerales, Paraglomeraceae. The record is from the annotation of a GenBank genome assembly.
AUGGCCGACGUAAACUUGAGGAUAGGCGUACUGGCCGCUAGAGAUUUGGCCAUAGCAGAUAAGAAUGGUUUUUCCGAUCCGUACGUCAUCGUUCGUGUGGGUAAAUCAAAAUAUCAAACACCGGUCAUUCCCAAGAAUCUCAACCCCGUUUGGAAUGCAGUCUUUGACCAUAAACUAUCCUCCACAAACAUACCAGUCGCCAUCACCGUCACCGUUUGGGAUGAUGAUAGUUUUGGUCGCGACUUUCUUGGUGAAGUUACUAUUCCUAUGAGACGAUUAUUCGACCGAAAUAGCGGUGGAGGCAAUGAUGGUAUACCACGAAAGUACGAUGAUCCUAGGAAUCUUCCGGCUGCUUACACGUUGCAGAAGAAGACGGCGAAAAGUAAUGUUAAGGGAGAUAUCGUGUUGAAGUUUGGAUUUAGCAAUACUCCCGAUAGGAGCGACGAGGAUUGGAUAUAUUUUUGGGAGCAGUAUACAGUUCAGGCUGGGGCCUCCUAA